GCGCGGCUGCUUCCUGACGCGAGGUCCGCCUCUGUCGUUCACGCAGGCCGGCCGUCCCCGGGCCGCCGCCGCCGCCGUCACCUCGGCCGCAGCAGCCGCCAGCGCCUUGGUCCUCCGCGGCCCGCCAUGGCCGAGGAACUCUCCGCCGCCACGUCCUACACCGAAGAUGACUUCUACUGCCCCGUCUGUCAGGAGGUGCUCAAGACUCCGGUGCGGACCGCGGCCUGUCAGCACAUUUUCUGUAGAAAAUGUUUCCUGACUGCAAUGAGAGAAAGCGGAAUACAUUGUCCCCUCUGCCGUGGAAAUGUGACUAGAAGAGAGAGAGCGUGUCCUGAACGGGCCUUAGACCUUGAGAAUGUCAUGAGGAAGUUUUCUGGGCGCUGCAGGUGCUGUGCGAAACAGAUUAAAUUCUAUCGCAUGAGACAUCAUUACAAAUCUUGUAAGAAGUAUCAAGAUGAAUAUGGUGUUUCCUCUAUCAUUCCAAACUUUCAGAUCUCUCAAGAUUCCGUAGGGAACAGUAAUAGGAGUGAAACAUCCACAUCUGAUAACACAGAAACUUAUGAAGAGAAUACAAGUUCUUCUGGGCAGCCCACCUUUAAGUGCCCCUUGUGUCAAGAAUCAAAUUUCACCAGACAGCGUUUACUGGACCACUGUAACAGUGAACACCUAUUUCAGAUAGUUCCUGUGACAUGUCCUAUUUGUGUGUCUCUUCCUUGGGGAGAUCCUAGUCAGAUUACUAGAAAUUUCGUUAGUCAUCUAAAUCAAAGACAUCAGUUUGACUAUGGAGAAUUUGUGAAUCUUCAGCUGGAUGAGGAAACCCAGUAUCAAACUGCUGUUGAAGAAUCCUUUCAAGCAAACAUCUGAAGACUGCAGAAUUUUCUGCAUCUUUGUACCUGCCGAGUGCCAUCUCUGGGGGAAGCUACCUGAAGUCACCUGAAUAACUUGAUGUGUAUAUUAAUAAAAGUAAUUCAGUGUUUUGUUUUAGAUUUUUGAUUGAAAAUUAAAGGUGGGCUAUCUAUAAAUUUCAUCCUCUUGAUAAGUUAAAAAAUAAGCUAGGACUAUCUGUAAAAGCAUUAAAAGGAUUAUAUUUCAUUAAUGUCAUGGUGAAAAGGGACUCCCUGUUGUACUUUGUCUUUGUAACAUUGUAUAUUUUGUGUUGCUGAUGACCUUGGUGCAGUUCCUCCUGUUGCAGCUACUGUGCAGGGAGGCUCCCAGGACCAGAUCUUCAUGGUGUGGGUGAAGUCUCACAGAGCUGAGCCAGAUGUCAGAGGUGCAGAAUGGCAACUUGAAGGGCUAAAGGAAACAAUGCAAAAGGAGGCUUUUUUAAUACAGAUUCUAGCUGUGGAAUUCAACUAUAAGAAAAUCAUAUUUAUAUAAUGUUCAGUAUUUUUGAAGACUAGUGAGAUUUCUUUAAUAAUUAUAACUAAGAAGUAAAAGCUCGUUAUAAAGAUGUUUCCUUUUUGAUCUUAGAAGGAAAUAUCAAGAGAAAAAUGUAUUUCUUUGGUGAGCAGUUGUUAAUUUCAAAUCUUGUUUGUUUGGCUGACUGAUUCGUAAGCCUCAAGUAUUGUAAGCUGAAUUUCAGCUCUUUGGCCCCAGUAUUUUCAAUGACCAGUAUUUCAGAUUAGCUAAGAUGAAGCUUUUAUUAGGAACUUUCAGUUGGUAAUAUUAUAUUCUACAUGUAUAUUUAAAAGAGGUUUGGCUUCAUCUCAGUUUAGAAAUUUAUGCAAUGCUAAAGAUGUAUAUGUACAUACACAGACACUUUAGUAUGUGUGUGUACACACGUAUGCAUGCAGUUUGUCAGAUAAUAUGCAGACUUCCUAGUGAGUGUUUAAAAUGGAUAAGCAAUAUGGGAUUGAAGUAUUUGUCUGAUUUAAUAAAUUUUUGUAUAUCACCAGACUUUUAAAAAGUAAUAUUUGAAUGCUAAGUGGUCUAGUUGGCUACUAUCACACUUUAAAAAUUGAGUUUACAUGCACAAUUAAUCAAUUUAUAUGGUGCUCAUUUGUUAUUCUCAGAGAUAACACGUGACUGAAGCAGUGAAACAGAUUCUACCAGCCAUUCUGUUUCACCACUUUUUAGUGACAGCUGAGUUUGUUCUUAGUAUUCAUUAAUAAGAAUCAUAAAAUAACAUGUACCAGAAGGCCCAAACCACAGAACAGAAGUUGAAGAGUAGAUUAGCAUCGUGACAUUCCAUACUAAUGUACAUUGUGCUUUCUUAAAAAAAAAAACUAAAAGAACAUUAAAGAAAAUCUCGGAAGUAGUUUGCUGCUAAUAUAUACAUAUAUUGUAUAAAAAGUAUAUUUUGGUUUUGUUAAAAUCCUUGUUGACUUUUCUACAGUGAACAUUUUUUUAACUUGAUUUAAUAAAAAUGUUAAUUUUGGAAGUGGAGUUUUGUAAAAACCUUUUUCAAUCAAACAGUAAUGACUUUAUAGGUAGUAACAGUCACCAAAAAGCCAUACAUCUUAGUGAACGUAGGCCUUUGUUCUGUCAUUCAGAAGGGUGAUGUUCACUAUGUGCUUGAACGUUUUCUCUGCAGUUACAGAACUGUAUUGUAAGAAUAGCUUUUAAUGAACUCUUUAAAAAGAGACUUUUGACCAUACAUUUUCCAGUUUAAAGCAAUAACUUUGGUACAUUCUUUCAAAGUUUAAUAUUUCCAGUGUCAAACCAGUCUGAGAUUCGAGAACUUCUUUAAAGGGAAAUGGUAGUAAAGAUCAUCUUGAUGAAAUUGUGUUUUGAAGUUUUUUGGAUUCGUUAACUAUCAUUAAUAGCCUUGUAUGUCUUUCACAUAAACUCAUAAGGAAAAUAUUGACUGUAUUUGCUAUUAUCUGGAAAUUACUCAGUAUGGAAAUGUUUAAAAUAUCUCUUUCAUCAUAGGAUUAGUAAUAGGGAUAGGUUUUCAGAUUCACACUUCAAAUUUGUGAGACAACCUCAUUUUUUUUAAAACAAGUAUCGAUAUAGAAUCUUAUAUUGGUUUCAAGUGUACAAGACAGUGCUUUAACGGUCAUCCAUUUUAUUAAAUCCUCAACCCUCAUAGUGUGGUUACUCUCUGUCAGCAUAGAGAGAUAUUGUAGAACCACUGCCUGUAUUCUCCGUGCUGUACUACAAUACCCAUGACCAAUGUAUAUAAAUGAUUGGGAAUUUUUGUGCCCCUUUAUCCUCCUCACCCCCACCCCUCCACCCCAACCCCUCUUCCAUAGUAACCACGAGUCACUUUUCAGUGUGAGUCUGCUGCUGUUCUGUUCAUUCUGAUUUGCUUGAUAUUUAUUUUCCACAAAUUAUAUGAGACAACCUAAUUUUUAAUGUGCAUAUAGUUGAGUCAGGAUGGAGGAGGAAAACUAUUGAUACUCUGAUAUGUAAAUUUCACUAUAACUUACAGGGAAGCUAUUUACCUCAACAAAUAAAUAUGUUUAUGUUGUUAAACAGAGUCUUAUUUGAGAUGUAUUGCUUUAUUUUUCAAUUAAAAGUGGUUUUCUCCCA
Messenger RNA from Manis pentadactyla (Chinese pangolin), 3474 nucleotides. It is a transcript of the gene RNF138, whose product is annotated as ring finger protein 138. The transcript is spliced from 7 exons. The coding region runs from base 127 to 864 and encodes 245 amino acids. The record is from RefSeq and is a predicted model, not a curated record. NCBI's taxonomy places the organism in Eukaryota, Metazoa, Chordata, Mammalia, Pholidota, Manidae.